Messenger RNA from Pseudophryne corroboree (corroboree frog), 1512 nucleotides. It is a transcript of the gene HOXB4, whose product is annotated as homeobox B4. Gene Ontology annotation, molecular function: RNA polymerase II cis-regulatory region sequence-specific DNA binding; DNA-binding transcription factor activity, RNA polymerase II-specific. Gene Ontology annotation, biological process: embryonic skeletal system morphogenesis; positive regulation of transcription by RNA polymerase II; anterior/posterior pattern specification. Gene Ontology annotation, cellular component: nucleus; nucleoplasm. NCBI's taxonomy places the organism in Eukaryota, Metazoa, Chordata, Amphibia, Anura, Myobatrachidae. Bases 59 to 763 code for a protein of 234 amino acids. The record is from RefSeq and is a predicted model, not a curated record. The transcript has 2 exons.
CGACUAGGGCUACAGGAAUAAAUUGUACAUGGGUUUUGGGUGCAAUUCAAACAAAUAAAUGGCCAUGAGUUCGUUUUUGAUCAGCUCCAGUUAUGUGGACCCCAAAUUUCCACCGUGCGAGGAAUACUCCCACAAUGAUUACCUUCCUAGCCAUUCUCCAGCGUAUUUCUGCAACCAGAAGAGAGAAAACAGCUUCCAGCAUGGGGUGACCUCCCCCCGAACUGCCUGCACCAGUCAGCACUACUCCUGUCUGGGCUCCGGACGCCAGUCUUCCAUGUUAUCUCCCCGGACUCAUCCCCAAGCUGCACUGCUCCCUGAAGAAAAGCAUCAGUGUCAAACCACCGUCCCUGGGUCACCUCCGUCCUGCAGCCGAAUGUCCUUAGACCAUAAACCCACAGAACCCUCCUCCCAGGACCCAGUUGUGUAUCCCUGGAUGAAGAAGGUGCACAUAGCUACUGUCAGUGCUACUUAUUCUGGGGGAGAACCCAAGCGCUCCCGCACAGCCUACACCAGGCAGCAAGUACUGGAGCUGGAAAAGGAGUUUCAUUAUAACCGCUAUCUGACCCGCAGACGCAGAGUAGAGAUUGCGCACACACUGCGCCUUUCUGAGCGUCAGAUCAAGAUAUGGUUCCAAAAUAGGAGAAUGAAGUGGAAAAAAGAUCAUAAACUUCCAAAUACCAAAAUAAGGUCUAACAACUCUUCAAGCCUCCAAGUGACUGGGGGUUCCCAGAUUCAGGGCAACAGCUCCCCGACAGGGCCUUAAAAAGCCUCUAGCUGAUUUUUUUUUUUUCUAAACAAAAUAUCUUAUAUGAAACUAGACAUUUUCGUUAUUUAUUUAAAGGAAGCCUGUGCCAAGGGGAAGCAGACUUGACUUUGUUCCUUGCCUCAUUCAGGAGAAGUCUGUAGAUAGAUUUCAGAUCUGGAGAAGAUAGAUCUAUGUUUCAUCUUUAAUCACGCCAAACCCUGGCCCAUUUGUCAUGUUUACACUGCGGUACAAAGGAUGAACCUCGCUUGACAGAACCGACGUUCACUUUAAUAAAUGAGGCUCCUUCUUCUGGCAGAACUGUAUUUUCUCUGCCUUUGUGAUACAGCAGGACCUUCACUGUCGGUUCUGACACCCAUGCACAAUACUAGUUACAUGUACAUUGCCAGGACUGGAGGAGACAGGCACAUUUGUGUUAAUAUUAUUGUUCUUCAAUAGCUGGUGCUUUCCAUCUUUAUACUUAGCACUCAGUAGGGAAUUGUAAACACCUAGAUUUUUAAAAUAUUCGCUCUCAUAUAUAGAAGUCUGUAACAUAAUAAAUGGUGACCUGAAGGGUGAAACAUUUAUAAACUCCAUCUGAUAUUCCAAUUAAUCCUACAUGUAUUUAAAUGCAGAGAUUCAUAUUAAGGGACAAGGCAAACAAAGGAACGGAAACAUCAUGUAAAGCAAUAGUUUCUCAACAGUGACUUUGCAUUGGGAUCUAAUCUUGCUCAUUGUAAAUAGAAUACAAAUAAAUAUUUUUUCCCUCA